Strongylus vulgaris is the source of this 276-nucleotide messenger RNA. Lineage: Eukaryota; Metazoa; Nematoda; Chromadorea; Rhabditida; Strongylidae. The record is from the annotation of a GenBank genome assembly.
GAUUUUGAGUUCCAUAAAGCUGAGUGUGAACAGGCAGACGUAAGACAGGGUAAUACAAAACCAUCAGUGGCAACUUUAAGAGGACAUCAAUCACCGGCUGCGUUUUUGAUAAUGGCUUCUCGCCUGGAUGAGCAUGGUUGCGACAGUAAACAUCCAUUGAAGUUUACGCACAUCGAUAUGGGCUCAGCUCCUGGCGACCACCCAGAGACAAGUUUUCCAAAUCCAUUAGUGACAUUGGUGGCGGAGAAAGGAGUUGUGGUAGGAGAAAUGUAUUAG